This is a messenger RNA of Neoarthrinium moseri, 459 nucleotides long. RefSeq lists its product as uncharacterized. Gene Ontology annotation, cellular component: extracellular region. Bases 1 to 459 code for a protein of 152 amino acids. The transcript has a single exon. Lineage: Eukaryota; Fungi; Ascomycota; Sordariomycetes; Amphisphaeriales; Apiosporaceae. The record is from RefSeq and is a predicted model, not a curated record.
AUGCUCGCAACGGCCUUCUCGCCCAGUGCGCUCGCACUCCUCCUCCUGACGGCCCUGCCCUCCCCUGCUCAGGCGCUGGGGAUCAACUGCCGCGGCAGCGCGAUAUGCAGCCAGUUCUUCAACGGGGCGGCAACCGGCCACGAGGCCAAGGUGCUGGCGGACUGGAUCCAGGGCAUCGAGGCCGAGGGGUACCAGCCGGUGGCCAUCAACUCGGACCGCAUCUACAAGAACGGCGAGCAGAUCGCGUGCUACGGGCGGUCGUCGAUCUGCGCGUUCCUGCAGAAGACGCCCAACGGCCUCUCGGGCGGCGACAUCCGCAAGAUCGCCAAGUACAUCCCCGAACACGGCUGCACCAUCUGCGGCAGCGUGCCGAUUGACUUCCCCAAGACCAACGACGUGAAUAAGGGCGAGCUGACCUUCAACUACGUUACCAAGAAUUGCGGGAAUGGUAUCUGUUAG